Molecule: messenger RNA, 399 nt
Organism: Cotesia congregata
Lineage: Eukaryota; Metazoa; Arthropoda; Insecta; Hymenoptera; Braconidae
Source: the annotation of a GenBank genome assembly
AUGACUGGAAGAUUGCACAUUGGUGGUAAGCACGUAGCUGAAAAUGUAAACGAGAAUGUGGCAAUUGAAGGCUAUUUAACCAAGCUAAGCAGUGAUGGUAAAAAUGUCGAAUUGAAGACAUUCGACGAGACUAAAAUUAAUGUCGCCUUGAAUAGCCCGUACUCUGAUGAAGUAUCUGGUAUUAUGCAGGUCUUUGGGACAGUUACUUCCAAAUCAACAAUUGCUGCAGAUACUUAUUGCCGCUUUGCACCUGAGGAAGAUGAAGAAGCAUUUGAUCCUGAAGACCACAACGAUUUUAUGAACGUACUGAAAGUUAUUAAUUGCCAAGAUGUUGGAGGAAAAUGUAGUCUCAUUUCAGAUAAAGGAAAUGAUAGCAUCAUGCACACAGAUGAUAACUGA